AGAACUGGACUGGCAGACUCCUUUGACACAAGACCACCAAUACUGGAAUGGCCAGUGACUUUGUGCUCCAAUGCGCUAUCGCAAUCCUUUAAAAAUCGCCAUUCAGAUUUUGGACCACUCAAGCCAACAGCUCACACUUUCCCCCUCCACCCAGACCAAGCAGAGCGGGAAGGCUUUUGUGGAGAAACACUUUCAUCAUUCCACCGACAGCUACAUGAGUGUCCAGUUGGGGCAGGACAGACUCAGGCUUUGCUACACCAAUCGGACCUUCCAAAAGGUCCUUCUGCCAGGCAGCCUGGCCUGAAGGGCUGGCCACUUCAGUUCCUUCAGAGAGCUUCAAAGUCAAUGACCAGCUCGCUGCUCAUCCUCGUACAUCUGAAGGGCCAGCGUUUGGACUGGUUUGUGGGACGUCAAGGAGAAGAUGCUGGACCUCAGUUUUCUGACCGAGGAAGAGUAUGGCAAGCUGAUGCGAGUGUUGCAGAGGGAUGCAGAGCUCAAGAAAAAGGACGGUGAUCGGAUCAGGCGGUUGCAAGGUUCGCUGAAGGAUGAGAAGAAAAAGAAGUUUGUGACGGGCGAGUGGUUCCAUGAAGCGAAGGCCCAGCGCUUCCGAGAGGAUUUAGAAGGCCCAGAUCUACUCCGAGCUUCCAUUAGGAAGAGAAGCAGCCAUUCUGACUGUACCGAUAAUGAAUUCAUCCCCCAAAUCGUGGAAGGUGGACAGGCAGCUGUUUCGUCUUCGUCUCCCUCAGAAGAAGGAAGGUUGUAUGAACCUGGUUUGAAUUCUGCAGAAGGGCAACUGCUCAAGUCAAAGCCAAGAGUGAAAUUGUCGGCCUGGCCUUCUUCUUUAGAAAAGAAAUCCAGUGUAGAAGAUGUAUCUCCAGCAGACAGCGGGGUUGUGGUCAGUCCAUUUGCGGCUACAAGGGAAAACUCAGAAGUUGGGUGUGAACUCUCACCAGGGAGCUCCACCAAGCUUCUUGAUGAGUUGUCUUACUCAGUGGGAGAUGAUGUUUCUAACACUGUGGAGGAUGCCCCUGAUGGUGUUAAGGAAAUCAGAGGAUUUCAACCAGCUCUUCAAAAGGAAUUCAGCCCACCUAGCAGAAUACCAGUGAACAGAAAAUCAAGCAAACCAUUAUUCUCUCCCAACUUCACCCACAGCGAUGGAGCUAAGAAAUCUGGGCUGGGCUUAGAGAAGACACAAGUCUUGAAGGUUUUCAAAUUCCCACCUGUAGGAGAGGAAAACGGUCCUCCACUGAAACCGGAUGCCAAUCACAUUAUCGUUUCAUCGGUCAGUAACAAGGAUGAGGAAAUUGGUGUCGACCAUGCACACUUCAAAAACCUGAAAAACUUUUGGGAGAAAGGUGGUGAUUCUCUCUUGGCUAGCGACACAGAAGAAAAACUAAUGGAAAAAGCCAACCCCACAGAGGUCAAUGGGAGGCCACCCAGACUGAACCGGUCUCUCUCAGCCCAGUCCAAUCAAGGCCAGACGAGCGAUGACAAGCUUAGUUCCAACAUGAACACUAAAAUCAGAAUCGUCUACAACAGAUCCGUGAUCUUGUCUUCCAGUGAAGAUGAACCUCUUUAUACCAGCCCACCAAGGAAAGGGUCAGGCUCCCACAUCCCCAGAUCGUCCUAUGGCAGACGCAAAGGCUCAAUGGGAAAUCGGAACCAUCUAAGUGAGGGGAACGGGAAGCAGUCUUCAGUGGAAGAAGAACGGAAAGUCCAGCGUUCCACCAAGAGAUCAAAAUUACCGGUUUGGGUGCCUUCGGUCAAAAUAGAGGCACCCAUCAAAGAACCGAGAGGGAUCAUUUAUGAGCCAGAGAUUCCUGCCGAUGAGUUUGUCAUGAUCGAAGAAAACAAACGUAAGAUGGAUUCCUUGGCAGGAAGGGUUCAGAUCUUGAUCGAGUCCGUACCAUCAGAGGAGAUGGAUCCAGGGGUUGAUGUUGUAGAAAGAUGUCCUGAUCUGAACAAUCUGCAAACGACUGAGAUCCUGCAUGAAGCUGAACUAUGUAGUUUUAUGGAGGACCUUCCAGAAAGCCAAGCAGAUGAUGAGAAUCAAGACGCUCAAGAAGUGAAUAAUUAUGUGCCUUCAGAAGGAGAGGUCCCUGCUGCUCCUGUUUUCAAGAAAAUAAGGCGCACCAACGGCUGCAAUCUUGCAAAAAGCAUGGUCAACCUUUACACAACCACUGAAACUUACACGAAGCCCCAAGUGCUGAGUCAUCAGUACCUUGAGCCUGAGCGAGCCAAAGACCUCAGCAGAUCCUCUCCUUUCCUCCUCCUCUCUGAGACCGAAUCAGACACGGCUUCAGAAAUCAGCUUCCAGUUCAACAGGCAUAAGAAGACAUCAAGCGUGGGCAGUCAUUCCUCUGACAUGGCGUCUGUUUCUUCGGUGAGUGGCAGUGUCCUGAGUGUGUACAGUGGUGAUUUUGGCAGUGUCGAUGCUCAGGGGCUGGUCCAGUUUGCCUUGGAUUAUGAUGAGAAGAACCAAGAAUUCCAAAUUUUUGUUUCCCAGUGCAAAGACUUGGCAAUUGUGGAUGAAAAAAAAGGAAGGACAGAUCCAUACGUCAAAACCUACCUGCUUCCAGAUAAGGCAAGGAUGGGCAAGAGAAAGACAUCAGUGAAGAAAAGAACCAUCAGCCCCAUUUACAACGAGGUGUUGCGGUAUAAAAUACAGAAAGUGGUUUUGCUGAUUCAAAAGUUGAACCUGUCCGUGUGGCACAACGAUCCCUUGGGAAGGAACAGUUUCUUAGGCGAAAUGGAAAUUGACUUGGCCAGCUGGGAUUGGAGUAACAAUAAAUUAAACUGGUACAUGCUCAAACCACGGAGCCUCUCCGCCAUCAACGGCAUUGACCAUCGAGGGGUGAUGAAUCUUUCCAUCAAAUAUGUCCCCCCAGGAAGUCUAGGGCGCAAAAGUCCCCCGUCCGGAGAGGUUCAUAUCUGGGUGAAGGAUACCAAAGAUCUCCCACAGUUACGCCCUUCUGGAGUAGACUCCUUUGUGAAAUGCUACGUGCUUCCAGACACCAGCAAGAAAAGUUAUCAAAAAACCCGAAUUGUCAAGAGAGACUCCAAUCCCGUCUUCAACCACACCAUUGUGUAUGACGGAUUUCACACGGAAGAUCUGAAGGAUGCCUGUGUGGAACUGACGGUCUGGGAUCAUGAAAAGCUCACCAAUCACUUUCUUGGAGGGAUCCGGCUAGGAAUCGGGACGGGCUUCAGCUAUGGAAUUGCUGUUGACUGGAUGGAUUCCACACAAGAGGAAGUAGCCUUCUGGCAAGAAAUGAGGUCAACGCCCAACGAAUGGAUCGAAGGCUCACUCCUUUUGCGCUCCUUGGCUGGGAAAAACAAGCUGAAGUGACACCUCUGAGAGUUCAGCUACGUGGCAGGGAGAACACACAGAGAGGCCAGCUUUGAUUUGUUGUCAGGUACAUAAGAAUGCAAAAAGGGAGCCAAAAAUUAAGAAAGACACUGAUCCAAGAGGAAAGGUGCGAGCAUCACACCUCGUUUUCAUAAGGCGUGGGAGAGCUACUCUGUACAUCGGCGGUACAGAUGUUGACUUAAGGGCCAGAAGGCAGGGCUGAAGAGGUGGGGAUGUGGGAUGGAGAUGACUAAUGCAACCAUUUUUUGCUUUCCCUCACAUGGAAAGUUGAACUAGAAUUGUGGUUAGCAGAAGCCUCCCCCAAUCAACUCAUUGUGCACCUCUUAAAAACUCUCUACUGGGAUGACACUGUUGGAGAUGAAUGAUUUUAUUCUGAGCCAAAGAAGGAAAUCUUGUCUAAGUGAUGCUACGAUCACUUAAGAGCCAGGAUGGAAUCAUGGACUUUAAGGAGCCCUUUAAGGUCUGCUAGGUCAACCCCUGCUCACUGCAGGAACCAAGAUUAAAGUGUUCCUAGCAGAUGGCCAUCCAGCCUCACCUUGGACAGCUCCAACGAUGGCAAGGUCUCUUGGUAGUUCUUUCCGCCGCUCUUUACUAUUAUGAAACUUGUUCUGAAAUUCAGGCAGAGCCUGCCUCCUAUGAUUUCACAUCUACCUCUUUGGAACCUGAGAAAACAAGACGGGCAUCUGACAAUUGACGGACGCUUGCUUUGGUAAGUGAGCGAAGGGAUAACAAGACUUACGCGACACAGACAGAGGAACUCAAGAGAGGAAACCAGAACUUGGAGGCUCUUCAUUUUUAUUUAGCAGGAUUUUAACUUUCCACUUGCAACUUAAAUCAGAACAUUCCUUUUCAGGAUGAUUUCAAAGCUAAAGGUAGCAUUUCAGCAGGCUGGUUGUUUUUGUUUUUUUUAAUGCAUUAGCUGUGAUAAAUCUGUUCAUUGUGAGCUGGGAAUUCUUUUUAAUGAAUGGCUGGUCACCCUCUCCUGGCCAUUACUUUUAAGCACACUUAAAAAAAUACUUCACGCUCUGUGUUCGCUAUUCUUCUCUUUCCUACAACCCAGCCUUACGAAUUGUGGUUAUCUAAAAAGGUCUGUUGUUUUAUGUAUCUGAUCAAAUGGACUACAGUCCGUACAAUGUCACAUCAUAAUAAACGUGUUAGUCUUUAAGAUGUCAAAA
Messenger RNA from Protobothrops mucrosquamatus (brown spotted pit viper), 4545 nucleotides. Its product is annotated as synaptotagmin-like protein 2. The transcript has 16 exons. Bases 422 to 3349 code for a protein of 975 amino acids. The record is from RefSeq and is a predicted model, not a curated record. Gene Ontology annotation, biological process: exocytosis; intracellular protein transport. Gene Ontology annotation, molecular function: small GTPase binding; neurexin family protein binding. Gene Ontology annotation, cellular component: plasma membrane; exocytic vesicle. NCBI's taxonomy places the organism in Eukaryota, Metazoa, Chordata, Lepidosauria, Squamata, Viperidae.